Molecule: messenger RNA, 1089 nt
Organism: Trachymyrmex cornetzi
Lineage: Eukaryota; Metazoa; Arthropoda; Insecta; Hymenoptera; Formicidae
Exons: 2
Coding region: 1-1089 (362 amino acids)
Molecular function (GO): catalytic activity
Source: RefSeq, a predicted model, not a curated record
AUGCCAUGCACUCCAUAUAUUAAAGGAGAACACUUCACAGCAAUUCGCUGGGGAGAUAUGAUGGUUUUUGAAACAUAUCUACCUCCAAGCCUGGAUAUAGGGGACUUCGAAGAGGCCAUUAACGAAUUGGAGAGGGAGAUCCAACAAAUAACAAAUAAACCGAUCUUCAUAGCGGGAGAUUUUAACUCCAAGCCGGACAUGUGGCAAUCCCCAGUAAACGACCAACGUGGAAGGAUGAUCGUCGAGUGGGCCAGCAGACUUGGCCUGAUUUGCCUAAAUCAAGGGGGCCGUAGCACAUGUGUUAGAAGCACAGGAGAAUCAAUUGUGGACUUAACUUUUGCAAACCCUGUGGCGGCUCAGAGAGUGAGAUCGUGGAUAGUAUCGGACGGGGAGAGUAAAUCAAACCACAAAUAUAUAGAGAUGACAAUCUCUAAUACGGUACUACAUAACAGAAGACUGAGAGCCCCGCACCCGAGAAGAUGGGCAAUUAAAAAGAUGGAGGAGGACCUAUUCACGACUGCGAUUCUGGUGAGUGACUGGCCGAAGACGAUACAGACGGAGGAAGUUACGAGUGAGGAAAUAGAAGAACAGGCGGAAAAGCUACAAAGAACUCUCACAGAGGCUUCCGAUGUGGCGAUGCCAAGGUCAGUUCCUAAGCCACGAAAAGCGAUGCCAUGGUGGAAUGAGGAGCUGGAUACUCUCAGAUCCAAUUUAACAAUGAAUUCAGACAAGCUAGAGACUCUAGGGAAGGCGAUCAGAAAAGCCAAAGCGAAAUCUUGGGAGGAAUUUGUGAGGUCCUUGAAUGAAGAUCCAUGGGGCAGACCCUACAAAGUAGUCUUAGGGAAAUUAAGGAGAUGGACGCCUCCAUAUACUGAGUCCAUGGAUAGAGAAACUCUGGAUAGGGUAUUAACAGGGCUGUUCCCACCAGGAGAAUCAGACGAAUGGAUUGAACCACAAUUACCAAUGGAAGGAGUAUCCUCAUGGUCCGCAGAGCUAGAAGUCUCUCAUGAAGAGAUAAUGCUGGCCAUUAAAAGAAUGAUGGAGAAAAACGCGGCUCCGGGACCUAGCGGAAUACCAGCCAAAGCAUGA